CUGGACUGCCCCACCCGUCGCCCUGAGGUUUUCUGGCGAGCUCUUACCCUCGAGGAAUGUGGUCUUCAGCCCGCAAACUGCCACCUAGGCGCGUGCUGCGAAAGGAAGUGCUUCUCUGAUGACCAAUCAGCGGCGAGAAGCCGUUUUAACGUCCUUUCCCCCUUUUUUCUCCUUCCCCCACUGGUUGCGCCGUCUCCCCCCCCACCCGCGCGGCGUUCGCGCGGAACGGCCCUUCCUGGACACCGUCGCUCGCGCGCAGGCUGUAGAGUCCGGCGGCAAUUUUUCUCCGCGACAUGGCCGGCUCGGAGACUGAGUGGGUAACCAUUGCCAAUAACCUUCUUUGUAAAUGUCACAUACAUCUGAGGCUACAUGAACUUGAAGAUUGUGAUGCUAAUGUUUUUAUUGCUCUUUACCAAUCCAUUUUGGGAGAAAAGGUACCAGACCUCAUUGCUGUUCCCAAGAGUCAAGAAGAUGAGGCCCACAAUGUACAAGCAGUGAUUGAUUCAUUGGCCUUGGAUUACCUGCAGGUCAGCUUGUCUCACAUAACAGGAGAAAAUAUAGUGAAAGGAGAUAAAGAAUCUAUCAAGAAUCUCCUAGAAAUAUUUGAUGGGUUGCUGGAGUAUCUGACAGAACACAUCAGUGAAGCAUCUUACGAGAAAAGUGAAGCUACACAGCAUUUUAAAGAAUGCCAUGGAGCAGAUCCUUUGGAAGAGGUAGAGAGUCCUAAGGAGCCUAAGUCACCGUGGAAAAGGGUUUCUUUUGAAAGGUGCUCUUUCUCACCUGAGGCUUGGGGCCCAUCUUGGGAUGAAGACGAAACCGAGUCCACUGGUGAACUAAUUCGACUUGGAGACACAGCACACACCUUUUCUCUAAGAAGUAGCAGUGCCCAGAUCCCUGUUGAUGCUCAGUAUAAAAGAACAUUAGCCUCACCGGGUUCUAUAUCAUAUGAGGCCGUGUUGAACUCACCCUCCUCUAUUUUCCUGUCCAAGAAUGCAGCACCAUUUGUUGAAGAUACGGAAGUCCCAUCUGCAAGCGAGGCUCCAAGUGCUAGAAGGCUAGGGGAGCCCAUCCGAGCAGCUAUUCCUUUGCACCCCCCCUACCACCCUGCAGAGCCGCGAGCACCCUGCCCCAUAGGCAGAGAAUACCUAUAUUCAAGUCGCUUCUCCCCUGCCAUGAGUUCACCUGGAGAGCAUGCUGUGUUUCCUGUGGAACCAGAUGAUACAGUUACUUUAACUUCCAUGGUGCCCAAAGAAAGUGACCAAAAAAUAUGUCCAGCUCAAGUCCUCAGCCCUAGGACAAGGAAGCUUCCAAAAGGAAAAAGAAGUGAAAACAGAGCAGCGACUGCGUCAUGGGAGUCACCUUUCUCCCAGAGGCUGAGAAGGAGGCUAACAGAACAAGAGCUACACGUGGUAUCAGAGAAGCUGUCUCAGCGGCUAUCUGAACUAGACUGGAUGUUAAAAAGUGCCCUGGGUCAUCAAAUUAAAGAAAAGGUAGACCAUAAAGAAGAUACUGAAAAGGAAGAGGACCACGGUGAUGAGGAAACACUGUCUCAGCACAGCGACAGUGUUGUGGAGUGUGGGCCCAAGAAGCUACGACCAGGACUUUCUGUGCACAGAAAGCCACAUUUCAGGUCCCAUUCGCUGUCUCCAGUUCACAAAUACAAGCAGUUCCAGGUAGAGCGGAAAAGACAGCAGAAGCACAAAGAAAGAGACUUCCGUGAGUUGCAGGCAAAGGCAUUAACUGAAGCAUUUGAAAGGGAACUAAGAAGAAAUAAAGCUCAAGAGAAUACUGGACCUCACGGGCCACAUGAGGAGGAGGAACCAGACGAAACACACAGAGAAGCUGUUCAUAAAGGAGCUCCAGAACAUGUCCAGCCCUGGAAGAUCUCCUCCAGGAAAACCACAGCUCUGAGUCCAAGCAGUGGCCUUCCAAAGCCAAAGAAAGCAGCUCCGAUGAAAGUAAAUGAACAUAGUCUCCUGCCCCUGAUGCUGGAGCAGUUUCCAUUUCUCUAUGUCUCUGGCCCAACACUAAGCAAAAUGUGGAAAAAGCAAAUUGCACAUGUUGAACAGCUGAGAAAAGAUGCGUGUAGAGAUAGUCGAUCCAAGAGGAAACUCCGUGAUGAAAUAGAAGAGGCUCUGAGACGGCAUGACCUCCUUACUGCCCUUGUCAAGAAGGAGUAUGAACAUAACAAGAGAUUGCAAGACUUCAGGGACCGCAUUCGUAGACAGAGGUUGACCCAAUCAAAGAUAAAAGAAAAUCGCCAGCAAAUUGUUCGUGCCCGAAAAUACUAUGAUGACUACAGAGUUCAGUUGCAUGCCAAGAUGAUGAGAAUGAGGACCCGGGAGGAGAUGAUAUUUAAGAAACUGUUUGAAGAAGGUUUACAAAUUCAGAAGCAGAGAUUACGGGAUCUAAGGAACUAUGCCAGAGAAAAGCGAGAUGAAGAAAAAAGGCAGCACCAGAAUGAACUGGACUCGAUGGAGAACUACUACAAGGACCAGUUUUCAUUGCUGGCAGAAGCCAUAUCACAGGAACGCGAGGAGCUCAAAGCCAGAGAGAAAGCCCAGGCACAGACAUUGCAUAAGGCGAAGAGAGAACUGAGAUCGAAGAUGGAGAAGGAAAUCCAGGAGCUGCAGGACAUGAUAACGCAGAAUGACGACGCUGCUUUCUUCCGGGAGCUGGAGGUUGAGCGCUUCAGGGCUCGGCUGCAGCUGGCUUCCUUUCAGUACAGUAACAGUCCCUUCCCGUGAGGCCCCGCUUGACAGGUGACAUCUCUGACAGCUUGGGCCGAGUCAGGAAACAGUAAACCAGGAAAAGAAUUUUUAAUGCCUUAUCUGUGUAUUCAUUCCAAUACUUGUCAAUUUUAAAAUAAAAACAUAAAGCUU
This is a messenger RNA of Octodon degus (degu), 2882 nucleotides long. It is a transcript of the gene Cep95, whose product is annotated as centrosomal protein 95. The transcript has 20 exons. Lineage: Eukaryota; Metazoa; Chordata; Mammalia; Rodentia; Octodontidae. The record is from RefSeq and is a predicted model, not a curated record. Gene Ontology annotation, cellular component: centrosome; spindle pole. Bases 294 to 2747 code for a protein of 817 amino acids.